This is a messenger RNA of Pristis pectinata (smalltooth sawfish), 1998 nucleotides long. It is a transcript of the gene ranbp1, whose product is annotated as RAN binding protein 1. Gene Ontology annotation, molecular function: GTPase activator activity. Gene Ontology annotation, biological process: positive regulation of mitotic centrosome separation; nucleocytoplasmic transport. Gene Ontology annotation, cellular component: centrosome; cytoplasm; nuclear pore. Lineage: Eukaryota; Metazoa; Chordata; Chondrichthyes; Rhinopristiformes; Pristidae. The coding region runs from base 131 to 760 and encodes 209 amino acids. The transcript has 6 exons. The record is from RefSeq and is a predicted model, not a curated record.
CAGCCCUCGGUUGCUAGGGAGGCCAUAUUGGACCGAGGUGAAGUGGGAGCAAAAUCAAGCGCGAAAGUAAAAGAGCCGGAGAAGCUUUUUAUUGUUUGUCAUCCACAAUCUAACACCAUCCUCCCUUAAAAUGGCAGAUGAGAGAGAAGCAGGAGACCAUGAUACUACUACAGAGAAUGUGAAUGAAGAUUCCAACCACGAUCCUCACUUUGAGCCAAUAGUCUCUCUUCCUGAGCAAGAGGUAAAAACAUUGGAAGAAGAUGAAGAGGAACUCUUUAAGAUGCGUGCAAAACUCUUUAGAUAUGCCUCUGAGAAUGACCCUCCUGAGUGGAAAGAACGAGGAACUGGCGAUGUGAAGUUGUUGAAGCACAAGGAAAAGGGAACAAUUCGCCUUCUGAUGAGGAGAGAUAAAACUCUCAAAAUCUGUGCAAACCAUUAUCUUACACCUUCCAUGGAGCUAAGGCCUAAUGUUGGUAGUGACCGGGCAUGGGUGUGGAAUGCACCCGCUGACUUUGCAGAUGAAGAACCCAAACCUGAGCUUCUGGCUAUCCGAUUCUUGAAUAAAGAAAAUGCACAGAAGUUUAAGGCAAAGUUUGAAGAAUGCAAAGAGAAGAUGAAACUAAAAGGUAACAAUGAAAGUGCAGAUAAGGUUGCUGAAAAGCUAGAGGAAUUGUCUGUAAAGGAGGAUAACAAAGAAUCCACCAAAGAGGAAGAAUGUGAGAAGAAGGAAGGGACCAGUGAAAAAACUGAAGAGAAUUAAUUAAUCCUGGUCCUUGUUUCCCUUUCCUUUUUUUACAGCAGACUGUAAUGAACUGGGUUUGGACACAGAUGAGCCCUUUUCCAGGCUCUUGCCCUGUGCUCCCAAAUUGGUUAUGAAGAUACAGUACCUUCACAGAAUGUCAUUCCUCAGUCAUCAGCCACCAUAAAUGUGCUAAUGUAUUCCUUGGUGAAAAUUCUAGGAGUGUUAACUACUGCCUUAUCUAUUUACAGUCUUCUGAGAGAAUAAUUUAAAUCUAUUGCUUUAAUUCCUGAAAAAUUGGUGAUUAUAACAUGCUUUACAGUGUAUGACUGACUUUUUAAAAUUUUGUUUUGCGAAUGGGACUUAUUGUCAGAAUUCCCACAUUGGGUAGUAGAUGGUUUAUAACCAAAUAAAAUUCAGUUAAGUUGUACAUGAAAAAAGAACUCUUAGGUUUUUUUAUUAUUAUUUUUGCCCUGCAAUGGUUCUGGGCCAAGUAUGACACCAAUGCUGGAAGAUUACAUUUAAGAUUUUUUUAAAUUUUUACUGUAGUUUUUUUCCCCCACCUAAAUUGGUAACUGACAGAAUACACAAUAGAAAGAUUAGUGGCAAGUUCAUUACAGAUUUAGUUGAGUUUUAUCCUGAGAACUCUUGGGUCAUAAAGAGGAGAAACGGAUAGAAAUUUCUGUUGUAAUUUAACCGUGCUUGGUUAGAGUAUCCCAAUGAGGAAACUGUCAAGUAGCAGGAGACUGCCGCCAUGCCAAUGCUCUUUAGUUGGAUCUGUUUUUGGCCCAGUGGCACCCCCAGAAAAAUUAUAAACCAGUACAGGUCCAAAUACAUUGCUAUCAGAUCUCAAACUGACACCAAAUAUUGUCUGAUGGUACUAAUAUAAUGCACGAGUAAUGCAUGUGAAGACGGAGUGAUGCUGAUAGUUUCACAGUGGACUUAUUUGAUUUUUCCUGCUGGUGACAGCUAUGCUGUGGGUGUGCGGCAGAAUCUAUAAUGGUAGCCGUACAAUUGGUAUGCACAUUAGUUACACGGGCUUUACCUAUUAGAAAAGAUUGUUCAAUUUGAAAGAGAACUUGUUCUGAUAAGUUUGCGUAUGCUUGCCAUGGACCACAAACAUUUGUGUAUAAUCUUGUUUCUGUUGGAAUGAACAAACCAUCUUGAUCUACUGUUUUGUAAUGGGGAAACUUAUAAAUGAAACUGUUGAAAAUUGAUACUCUCGUUAGGAAAUUUGCAAUAAAGGUUUUUGCAAACAG